AUGUCCACGCGGUCGAGGUCGGUGCAGGGCUCCGUGGGCGGCGGCGGCAGCACGGCUGGGGGCUCGGCCGUGCCGCUCGCCGUGCUUCUGCGGCGGGAGGUGGUCAGCGAGAGGACCGCCGCCGAGCGCCCGGAGCUCCAGCACGGCCUCUUCAGCCAAGCCAAGAAGGGCGAGGAUUUUGUCUUCCUCAAGCCCGACUGCGAGCGUCUCCCCGGCUUCCCGCCAUCCUCCUUCUCUGCCUUCGGCCUGUUUGAUGGGCACAAUGGGAAUGGAGCCGCUAUUUAUACAAAGGAGAAUCUCUUGAACAACAUCUUGGGUGCAGUCCCUGCUGAUCUCAACAGGGAGGACUGGCUUGCUGCGCUUCCAAGGGCGAUGGUUGCAGCAUUUGUCAAAACCGAUAAAGAUUUCCAAACAGUAGCACGCUCUUCAGGAACAACAGUGACAUUUGUCAUAAUAGAUGGAUUGGUUGUUACUGUUGCAUCUGUUGGUGAUUCGCGUUGUGUAUUAGAAGCUGAAGGUUCAAUUUAUCAGUUAUCUUCGGAUCAUCGUUUCGAUGCCAGUAAAGAGGAGGUUGAUCGUGUAACAGAAGCUGGAGGUGAUGUUGGAAGGCUAAAUGUUGUUGGUGGUGCUGAGAUUGGCCCCCUUAGAUGCUGGCCUGGGGGUUUGUGCCUGUCAAGGACAAUCGGAGAUCAGGACGUGGGUGAAUUUAUCGUUCCUGUUCCUCUCGUCAAGCAAGUAAAGUUAUCUACUGCUGGAGGCCGGCUUAUUAUUUCAAGCGAUGGUGUUUGGGAUGCUUUGACUGCAGAACAGGCUCUGAACUGUUCAAGAGGACUUCCUCCUGAAGCUGCAGCCGAGCAAAUUGUUAAAGACGCAGUGCACUCAAAGGGACUGAGGGAUGACACCACUUGUAUAGUCGUUGACCUAGUACCAGAAAAAGGCAACCCAGCUAUGUCAGCUCCUAAAAAGCAACCAGGAAUGGGUGUUUUCAAAAAUAUGUUUCGCAAGAAAACAUCUUCCGACUCAUCAUCCCAUGCAGAUAGAGAAUAUAUGGAUCCAGACGUUGUAGAAGAGAUAUUUGAGGAUGAAUGUGCAUUGCUCUCUAGACGGCUGGAUUCUGAAUACCCUGUUCGAAAUAUGUUCAAACUCUUUAUAUGUGCUAUUUGUCAAGUAGAGUUAAAGCCAAAUCAAGGGAUAUCUGUACAUGAAGAUUCAUCACAACCUGGGAACUUGCGUCGAUGGGAUGGUCCGUUCCUUUGCCAAAGCUGUCAGGAAAAAAAAGAAGCCAUGGAGGGAAAGCGCCGUUCACGAGAUUCGUCAUCGAGAAAUAGCGGGUCCAGUGAAUAG
This is a messenger RNA of Triticum turgidum subsp. durum (durum wheat), 1344 nucleotides long. Lineage: Eukaryota; Viridiplantae; Streptophyta; Magnoliopsida; Poales; Poaceae. The record is from the annotation of a GenBank genome assembly.